Plectropomus leopardus (leopard coralgrouper) is the source of this 2666-nucleotide messenger RNA. Its product is annotated as sodium- and chloride-dependent GABA transporter 2-like. The record is from RefSeq and is a predicted model, not a curated record. Gene Ontology annotation, biological process: nitrogen compound transport; sodium ion transmembrane transport; amino acid transport. Gene Ontology annotation, cellular component: cell projection; plasma membrane. NCBI's taxonomy places the organism in Eukaryota, Metazoa, Chordata, Actinopteri, Perciformes, Serranidae. Gene Ontology annotation, molecular function: gamma-aminobutyric acid:sodium:chloride symporter activity.
CAGCCUCAAGACACAAAGAAGAUCAAGUCACGCUGCGAUGAAAGGAGACAAAGUGGGCCUUCCCAAUGGUGCUGGCCAAGCCAAGGAUCUGAUGCCUCCCUCAGAGGAGAAGAUGGAGGAGCGGGGCCAGUGGAGCAACAAGAUGGAGUUUAUUCUGUCUGUCGCCGGCUCCAUCAUCGGCCUGGGGAACAUGUGGCGCUUCCCGUACCUCUGCUACAAGAACGGAGGAGGUGCGUUUCUCAUCCCCUACCUGAUCUUCCUGUUCACCUGUGGCGUCCCCGUCUUCUUCCUGGAGACGGCCCUGGGCCAGUACACCAGCGAGGGAGGCAUUACCUGCUGGAGAAAAAUCAGUCCGUUGUUUGAAGGUCUUGGUUAUGGCACCCAGGUGAUAGUGACUCUGUUGAACUUCUACUACAUCAUUGUUCUGGCCUGGGGGAUUUUCUACCUCUCCUUCUCUUUCUCCUGGGACCUGCCGUGGUCGUCCUGCAACAACACAUGGAACACAGAAAACUGCGUGGAGUUUCAGAGGAGAAACACCUCAAUCGACCAAACGCUCAACCUAAACGCCACCUCUCCUGUCAUAGAGUUCUGGGAGAGGAGAGCGCUGAGGAUUUCCCCAGGCCUUGACCACAUGGGCUCACUGAACUGGGACCUGGCCCUGUGUCUAUUCAUCGCCUGGGUCAUGUGCUACUUCUGCAUCUGGAAGGGGGUGAAAUCCACAGGAAAGGUGGUCUACUUCACGGCGACCUUCCCCUAUGUGAUGCUGAUCGUGCUGUUGAUCAGGGGGCUCACCCUGCCCGGAGCCGGGAUUGGCAUCCAGUUCUACCUUUAUCCAGACCUGGGACGACUUGCAGACCCACAGGUGUGGAUGGACGCAGGAACCCAGAUCUUUUUCUCCUACGCCAUCUGUUUAGGGUCGCUGACUGCUCUGGGGAGUUACAACAAAUACAACAAUAACUGUUACAGAGAUUGCCUGGCAUUGUGCUUUCUGAACAGUGGCACCAGUUUUGUGGCGGGCUUUGCGAUCUUCUCCAUCCUGGGUUUCAUGUCCUUCGAACAGAAUGUUCCCAUCUCAGAAGUGGCAGAAUCUGGUCCUGGGCUGGCCUUCAUAGCUUACCCCCGAGCUGUGAGCAUGAUGCCUUUCUCUCCUCUGUGGGCCGCCCUCUUCUUCAUCAUGAUUGUGUUUCUGGGGCUUGACAGCCAGUUUGUGUGUGUCGAGAGCCUUGUGACGGCGAUAGUCGACAUGUACCCCACUGUGUUCAGACGUAAAAACCGCAGGGAGCUCUUCCUGUUGGCUGUGGUCUUAAUCUCCUUCUUGAUGGGCCUCAUCAUGCUGAUGGAGGGAGGCAUGUAUGUUUUCCAGCUCUUUGAUUACUAUGCAGCCAGUGGCAUGUGCCUUCUCUUCAUGUCCAUUUUUGAGACUGUCUGCAUCGCAUGGGUCUAUGGUGCGGAUCGCUUUUAUGAUAACAUUGAAGACAUGAUUGGCUACCGCCCAGGACCUUACAUCAAGUACUGUUGGUUGUUCCUCACCCCAGCCACAUGUAUUGGUACCUUUGCCUUCUCUCUCAUCAAAUAUACUCCUUUAAAGUAUAACAAUGAGUACGUGUACCCGUGGUGGGGAUAUGUCAUUGGCUGGCUGCUCGCUCUCUCCUCCAUGGUCUGUAUCCCGCUUUGGAUGGUGUACAAGAUCAGCACCACCCAAGGGACGCUCAGAGAGCGCAUUCAGUUGCUCAUCACACCAUGUGACACUUUACCCAAAACAAAGAGGGAGCAGGAGAAGUUACUGGCCAUCUUUUCUCCAGAGGGAGAGGCCACCAUGGCUAGGAAUGGCUACUAUCCCGUCUCAGAGACUGACUCCAACUUAUGAGGCCCCAGUGGUGAUGUGUGUGGGAAAGACGUGUGGGUUUUGGUUCCAUCCUUCACUUGCUGCACCUUUGCCUCCAUCUCAAAGAUCACUGCAGGGAAAAGUCACAAUAAAGUGUCACACCAUCAUCUACUUUAAUGCAUAACAGAUAUGGAGGACUCAGGAGAUAAUGGGCCUGCAGUGUGUUGGUUUUGGCAGCGCCUGUAAAUUCUAGUAAUGUGAUAAAAGAAGAAGAAAAUUGAAAGUCAGUUAUUGGAUUACUUAGAAGUUUUAGAGGGGGCAGGGGCAUUUUUUUCAGGGACAAAAGUUAUUUACUCAAACGGAAAUCUAUUAAUACAUCGGCAUAUAUUGUCCGGCUCUGCAUUUCACAGAUGAUGUAAAUGAAACGAUUCAAGGUCAGAUGAAAUUUACGAGCCCGCCUUGUUGUUCGAGGCAUGUUCAGCUCAUCCAGGCUGUUCCACCAAAAGUUUAAAAAUAAAUGAUUUAGUUUGCAUACUAAGGAUAAAGUUUGUCAAAAUGUGAGACUAAGACAGCAAAAUUAGAACUGGAUCAGGUUUGUUAGUGCUAUAUGUAAAUUUCUUUGAAGCGUUUUUGUGGAUCUGACAUCACGUCAUGGCUACAUAGCCAUAUUUGUAUCAUAUAUUGUAUUAUCAUAACUGAUUGGGAAAAGCUUCCCUUUUGUUUUUACAAGAGUUGAAAUAAAAUGUUGUGUUUCGCAUGAAUAGACUGCAAUGAAAGGACAUAAUGUCAGUCAGAAUUAUAAUACUCUAGCAGUGGGAGUAGCAGUAGGACUAACAUGACA